UUUAACCAAAUUAUUGAGCUGCGCACUUCAAUGCGUCGUUACGGUUUUCAGCGCACAAGGAAAACAUUUGGGUAGAUCGCUUAUUUUUUAAUCCAAGAAGAUUAUUUUUUUAUUAUUUUUAACAGUUAAAAUAAGUUUUUUUUCUUCUUUUAUUUAAUUCCUUUUUUUCUUUGCUGGCUUAAUACAACUAUUUUCGGCUAAGCGAAGCCAACAGCAUGGAGGCUGAAAAAAGCGCAGGAGGAGCUGAAGACCUGCAGCUCGAACCCUCACUGCGCAAGCCGCGUGCUGGGUCUCUGCACAAACACUGCUAUGAGCUGGCCGAAGCCCUGCAGGUCGAGCAAGAAGGGCUGGUGGAGCACCAGCCUCUGGAACAGGACGACCUCAACUUUGAGAGAUGGAAGCCCAAGCCAAAGCCGAAGAGGACACUGCAUGAAAAGAUAGACGACCUGAAAACAUACCUGUGGAACCCAGAGACCAAGGAGUUCAUGGGGCGUUCAGGAAAGAGCUGGAGCCUCAUUCUUUUUUUCUACUCAGCGUUGUACAUUUUCCUGGCAGCCAUGUUCGGAGGAUGUAUGUGCUGCCUCAUGUGGUCCAUUAGUCCCUACACCCCAACCUACAAUGACCGGGUGAUGCCUCCAGGUAUGACAAUGGCACCACAUGUAGAUGUUGUUCAUGGGGUUGAGAUUGUCUUCAACGCCUCUGACCGCCAUUCGUGGAUUAAAUAUGUAAAGGCAUUACAGACUCAGCUUAAAUCCUACAACGAUGCAACUCAGGAGAAGCGUAAUAUUGCAUGUAAGCAGGACGAAUACUUCAUGCAGGAGGACCUGGAGGAGAGCGCAGAACGCAAAGCCUGUCAGUUCAAGAGGUCCCAGUUGGGGCCGUGCUCGGGCUUAGAGCAUAAAGACUUCGGUUACUCUGAAGGAAAGCCUUGCAUCCUACUCAGAAUGAACCGGAUUCUUGGCUAUUUGCCUGGUCAGGGUACUCCAGUGAAUGUCACAUGUGCUAUUAAAAAAGGGAUGUCUGAUGAACUUGGAGCAGUUGAAUUUUAUCCAAAAAACAUUUUCAACUUGAUGUAUUAUCCUUACUAUGGAAAGCGUAGGCAUGUGAACUACACUUCUCCACUGGUGGCGGUUCGCUUCCCCAGCAUCCAGUCCGACACUCAUCUACACGUGCAAUGCAAGCUAAACGGCAAGGGCAUCAUCAACGAUUCACCCACCGACCGCUUCCUCGGCAGCGUGUCCUUCUCUCUACAAGUUGGCGCGUAGUGUCGGAGCACAGACGCAGUCGAGCUACACUUAAAACUUCUCAGUGUAUAUCAUGGUUCAAAUAGUCCAACGUACCAUUAGGCAUCUAUCCAAUUUCCCCGCCACCGUGCUCUUCACUUCACUUUGUGUUUAGUACAUACACUCAAACGAAAUCCCCUACUAGUGUAGAGUAGAAUAAUCUGUAGAGGAGCAACAUAGCAGAAUGUAUUAUAUUAGAGUAAUUAAGAGUUUCAUUUCAUUGCAUUAAUAUUUGUCACUUUAAAAUCACAAAGGUAGUUUUUGAGCCAGAUGUGUUCAAAGGUAGAUGUGUACAUUGAACAGUGUGGGCGGUCAGGUUUGGGCUUUGGGUCAGUUUACUAUAAAGAAUUAACCUGCUUCUUUUGUAAAAAUCAACUAUAAUUGUUUCACUGAAGUAAAAAUGGUGUAAUAAUUGUUUAAUACAAUCAUUUUACUCUUAUAAAUAAAUAAUAUGAAUAAAAUACAAGGGGCAAAAAGAAGAUAAAGAACUAUAUUAAAAUACAGGUAAAAAUAUUUGUACAGCAACCAACAUGAUAUGCAUAAAGAACCUAAAAAUACCAUUUAAGUGCAUAAAAUGCCAUUUGUACAAUCAGUCACCAGAAAUAUUGUCAGUAUUGAUCAAGUAUUGAAAUUGAAUUGGCCUUUAUUUGCAAUUAUUGUUAGUAUCCAAUCAUGUCUUCUAACAAAUAGUUUUAUGAAUAUAAUGAAUGAUUUCUUUGCAUCAGGAACUAGAUUUACUUGUGUUUAUUAGUACUACUAAAUAGUUUGUUCAGAGACAAAUACGUUUUACUGAACAGUAAAACUGAAGUAACUUUUAAUGAUCAGAUUUUGCUCAGAGUCCGACCUCUCCACGGAUUAUAAGCGUUUUAUACAUUCCAGCGCCAUACAAACACGAUCCCACAUCCAGAGGCAAAUUGAUUUUAAAUAUACUGUAGGGUGUGGAACACUGUACCUGCCUGGUUCUCUGUGAGAAGGAUUUCAACAGUACUAUUUAUUAAUUGUAUUUGCAUCGAUGACAUGGUACAAUUACUUAUUAACUAUGAACGCUAGAUGAAAAUAGGAGAGUUGGUGGAGCAGUGAAUGUUGUGAUGUGUCGAACAGCGGACCAUUGUUCCAGCUCAUGUUUUUCAAAGCACUCCUAAUGUUCUAGACAUAAACAAUAAAGAUGGAUCAGGAUUAACAAAAUUAA
Molecule: messenger RNA, 2472 nt
Organism: Trichomycterus rosablanca
Lineage: Eukaryota; Metazoa; Chordata; Actinopteri; Siluriformes; Trichomycteridae
Gene: atp1b4
Product: ATPase Na+/K+ transporting subunit beta 4
Exons: 9
Coding region: 216-1265 (349 amino acids)
Biological process (GO): sodium ion transport; potassium ion transport; regulation of DNA-templated transcription
Cellular component (GO): nuclear inner membrane; sodium:potassium-exchanging ATPase complex
Source: RefSeq, a predicted model, not a curated record